AUGCUGUUACUAACAUGGCUGUCGUUCAUUACCGUUGCUCAUGCAGUUAGCGUGAUAUACACAGUCCACGGCGAUGCUAUCGACCCCCGACACUACAGUAGCCGUUCGUCCCGCCAUCUAUGGCGGGAGACGGGAAAGGAGACGGGAAAGGAGACGGGAAUGGAGACGGGAAAGGAGCCGGAAAGGAGACGGGAUAGGAGACGGGGGAGGAGACGGGGGAGGAGACGGGGGAGGAGACGGGAGACAGAUACUCCUACCAUGGCAGGAAGAAGUUGUCUUGCGGUCCCUGGUGGCUCCCGCGAGGAACUGCCCAAGCUGGCAGACUCCAAGGUUUUGGGAUCAUAGUCACACGUAAUGCCUCCUCCCUCCCUCAACUGCUGUAUCUAACUCUGGGUCAGCAGACCAACUCCCCCGCUGCGUAGCCUCUGUGCUUAUCGACGUCGCACUUGGACACUGGCGUCCUGUGGCUUCUCGUCGACGGCAACGGCUAACAACGGCUUUCAGAGCUGUUGAUAGAGAGACAGCCGUUCGGAGAGGGGCUCCGAAGGUUCUGAGCAGAACGCCAUCCAUAAAAACAAAAUAAACAUCGAGAUACUCCCGUGCCAGAGCUUGUAGCAUAGUUGUGUCUAAGCCCAGGGAGAUCUGGAGAGGUCAAUUGCACAUGGAGACAAUUGAUACAACUUGCAUAACUUAACUAUCCAGAACCCCCAUCUAGUAAAUAAGAAAAGCUAGUACGUACCAAGUGCCAAGGUAUAGGUAGAGGUACUCACUUACAUAUGCCCCUCCCUUGAUAAGAGGUACCUUCGACAUCAGGCAAUUAUCCCCGAGGCUCUCUGACGCCCCUUGCUCUCAGAGCGGAAAUCCGCGAAACUUCCAAUCUCCAAAGCCUGCCAUCUGAGGGCGCCGACGAGAGCACAGCAUAGAUUGCCCCAACCUCGUGCCAUCACACCGUGUCCCCGCCACCUCAUCAUCGAGAUAUGCUGACUAGAUUCCCCAUGCCGCACCGCAGGCGCUCAACCUACUCGUGACUCGAUGCUGGCGGCGGCGAAUUGCUCAACAGACACCAAGGUGGCAUUGGCAGGAUGGCGGUG
Messenger RNA from Pseudogymnoascus destructans, 1091 nucleotides. RefSeq lists its product as uncharacterized. The record is from RefSeq and is a predicted model, not a curated record. NCBI's taxonomy places the organism in Eukaryota, Fungi, Ascomycota, Leotiomycetes, Thelebolales, Thelebolaceae. The transcript has a single exon. Bases 1 to 345 code for a protein of 114 amino acids.